AGUUGUGUUGUUAUUAUUGUUGUGUUACUUGUGUGUUUUUGCGUAAAGGAAAUGUACGGUUAUAUUAUUUGUUCACAAUUUUAAUUUUCGCAAAAUAGUACAUUAUUUAUAAAUACAUUUUUAAAAUGAAAUAUUUAAACAAACUACCAUAUCAAAUAAAUGUUUGAAGAAAACUUAAAUGCUUAAAUAAAAUAUUACAGAAUAGUAGGAAAGAAAAAGUAGAAAAUAUCAACAAAUUAAUAAGUAUAUUUCCACGUUUCUUAUUAUUGCUAAAAAUAUAUUAAUAUAAAAAUACAUAAGACAAAAUUUAGAGGUCGCGUUAGAAGUGUAUGUGGUUAAGAACAACAAUUGGUGGUUUCCUCAGUCUCAGUUCGUUCUGUGCUUUGCAUCGUGGCGGCAUUACUCAGGAAGAAAGGAAUCGUAGAGAACACAUCAUGACCAUUAUAAGCUUUAUUACAUUAAAAAUCAUCUUCAGUAUUGCUAGUUGCUUUAGUUUGAAAUGCGCUAUAUUAAAGCGGAACCCUAUUAUGAGGGUCUUCCACCAUUUAAUGUAUCCGGUAGUCCUUUUAAUGUGGUGCCCAUUCACCAGUAUCCAGAGCUAAUGAAGGAUACAUGCGCGCUAAUAAAUUCUGAAUGGCCACGCAGUGAAACAGCGCGCAUGCGUUCUCUCGAAGCAUCAUGUGAUAGUUUACCGUGCAGUUUGGUUUUGACCACUGAAGGCUACACCCGAGUUAUAGCACAUUGCAAGCUUAGUCCAAUACCAUCAAAGAAGAAAGCAUGUUUUAUUGAAUCUGUGGUAGUGGACAAGAGUUGUAGGGGUCAAGGUUUUGGCAAAUUAAUUAUGAAAUUUGCCGAAGAUUAUUGUCGUGUUGUUCUAGAUUUAAAUGUUUUGUAUUUGUCAACAAUUGACCAAGAUGGUUUUUAUGAAAGAAUAGGCUAUGAAUUUUGCGAACCAAUCUCUAUGUAUGGUCCAAGGCAUUGUGAAUUGCCUAGUCUGCAAAAUGCCAAAAAGAAAUACAUGAAGAAAGUUUUAUAGGCAACAUCGGCAGUACGUUAUCACAAAUUUCAAAUUAAGCGCCACAGAAAAUAGUUCGAUGUAAUUGAUUUUCUUUCAGUACACCAAUAAAAAUAUUGUAAAAUU
Lucilia sericata (common green bottle fly) is the source of this 1141-nucleotide messenger RNA. It is a transcript of the gene Naa80, whose product is annotated as N-alpha-acetyltransferase 80. The transcript is spliced from 3 exons. Bases 500 to 1036 code for a protein of 178 amino acids. The record is from RefSeq and is a predicted model, not a curated record. Gene Ontology annotation, biological process: protein acetylation. Gene Ontology annotation, cellular component: cytoplasm. Gene Ontology annotation, molecular function: acetyl-CoA binding; N-acetyltransferase activity. NCBI's taxonomy places the organism in Eukaryota, Metazoa, Arthropoda, Insecta, Diptera, Calliphoridae.